AUGUGUGCUGUACCACAACGAUCACCGAAAGAAAAAAGACAAGAAACUCCAGAUGUCCAGACUGAAGAAUCACCGUUAUUUAAGUUACGGCAGAUGGACACCAUCGAUCGUUAUAAUCACCAAUAUUUCAACUUGAUUCGUUGUGUCAUCGAUACUGGUAUUGUUAAAUCCGAUGAACAUGGUACUAUGGUAAAAUCACUAUUUAGUUCGUCCAAUAUGCACUUCAAUUUACGUACAUCAGAACUUCCUCUGCUGAACUUUCACUGCUACGAUGUAUGGUAUUGUAUUAAAGAGUUAUUAUGGGUUGCAAAUGGAUGUAGAAAUCCAAUGAUUCACCAGAAAAAAACGAUGGACGCUGAAAAUUCUAACAAUUUACAAAAGAUUAGCAAGAAAGUGGGCUAUACAUACUGGAAGAAGGACGAUCUAGAGGAUUUGAUUCGUCUAAUUAAAGCUGAUCCAAAUUCACAUCGUCUAAUUAUAUGUGGCUGGAAUGUCAAAGAUGUACCUCUUACGUUUGUUCUUCCAUGUGAUAUUCUAUGUCAAUUCAAUGUAACGAAUGGUACUUUAUCAUGUUUGGUUUACGAAUGUUCAUCUAAUCUCUAUAUCGAGGUCCCAUUUAAAGUGGCUUUGUUUUCAUUACUUACUUACAUGAUUGCUCAUGUAUGUCACCUGGAUGUUGGAGAAUUUAUCUAUUCUGUCGGUGACAUAUACUUUAAUGAAGAACAACAUGAUCUACUGAAUGACGAACUAAGAAAAAAAUCACGGUUUCCAAAAUUGAAAAUAAAGAAACAAAUUCAAAGAAUCGUUGAUUUUAAAUUCGAAGAUUUUUUAUUAGACUUCUAG
Messenger RNA from Didymodactylos carnosus, 843 nucleotides. Lineage: Eukaryota; Metazoa; Rotifera; Eurotatoria; Philodinida; Philodinidae. The record is from the annotation of a GenBank genome assembly.